Labrus mixtus (cuckoo wrasse) is the source of this 2812-nucleotide messenger RNA. RefSeq names its product kelch-like protein diablo. The transcript is spliced from 8 exons. The record is from RefSeq and is a predicted model, not a curated record. Bases 261 to 1223 code for a protein of 320 amino acids. Gene Ontology annotation, molecular function: protein binding. NCBI's taxonomy places the organism in Eukaryota, Metazoa, Chordata, Actinopteri, Labriformes, Labridae.
AAAGUGGCCAAAUGAGCGCUGCCUGCCAUUCUGAGCAGGUAUACUGAAGACGUCUCAGAGGUGGAAACUUUAAUUAAUUGAGCAGAGCCUUUGGGAAGUCUCAGCUACUCAUAUCUGGAUUAUUAGAGAAACCUGUUGUCUGUCUUUAUACCUCAGGACCUGAGACUCAUCUCUUGUUGGAUUAACUCUAAAGGCCACAUCGACAGAGUCGCAGCAGCUGCUUCACCUGGGCGUUCCUGCAGGAACCUGAGCCCCGCAACAUGCAGAUCAAGGAAAACAAAGGAAGGUCUACCCUUCAUCGCCGCAUGGUAUCCCCCCUCUCCGCCCGCAGACAGCUCAGCAGACUUCCCCCAAAAGAGGUCUUCAAUGACGUGAUGUUUAUGGUCGGGGGAUGGACUCAUGACGACCCGUCCUGUCUGGUCGAACAGUUCUGUCCUGAGUACAACGAGUGGAGAUCAGCAGCACGCAUGGUCAACAGUCGCGGCAGCGUGGCUGUGGGCACGCUGGACGGCAAAAUCUACGCAGUGGGAGGGGAAGAUAAAAUCAGAUGUUACAGUAGUGUGGAAAGGUACAAUCCAGACACAGACAGCUGGAGUACAGAUGUAGCACCCUUAAGCAGCCCACGUAGCGGUGUGUGUCUGGUAGAGAUGGACGGAUACCUUUACGCUAUUGGAGGACAUGACGGAAUUACUGCCAUAAAUACUGUGGAGAGGUAUGAUCCAAAAAUGAACACAUGGAGCAAGCAGGCACCGAUGCUUACCAGACGCAGCAGAGCUGUGGCGGCCGUGCUGGAGGGUCACCUGUACGUGAUUGGAGGGAACGAUGGAGAUAUGGCUCUGAACUCAGUGGAGAGGUACAACCCUGUAGAUGGUACCUGGUCGAUAUGCGCCCACAUGCUGAGUCCCAGGGAGAACGCAGGCUGCGUUGUAUACCUCGGACACAUCUACGUGGCUGGGGGCAAAGACGAGCUCAACUUGCAGCUCUGCGCUGUCGAGAGGUUUAACCCGGACACCAUGAGGUGGACUCCUGUCAAACGCAUGAGGAGCAAGAGGGACGACGUGUCCCUUGUAGUCUUCAAUGGAUCAUUGCUGGCUGUGGGAGGCUGUGAUGGUAUCACAAAUCUUAAAACAAUAGAAGGUUACUGUCAUGAAACCAACACAUGGAGACACUUUGGAAGCAUGAAGAGCAAGCAUCCGGGCGGGAGAGUGGCUGUGCUGUGCUGAGCUGAGACUCGACAAAGCAAGCAUUACAUGAACAGGACAGAGGUGUUGGAGAGAAAUAGCCUAAUGGAUGUACGCCAGGCUCCAGGACACAUUGUAAUACAGUUCAAUUGAGGCAGAGUAAUGACUGAAUAAUUGAGGAGUUCACUCCAAAAUGAGACAUCGCUGCAUUAGUCAAAGCCGGCAGCUGCUGUUGCAAAGUAAUCGAGCAUUACAUUUAAGCACAUUAUAGGCUACCGGGUUACCAUUAAAGUUAGAGGUCUUUUUAUGUCUCUGGCUUAGAAAACAGAGCUUUUUUUUUUUUUUAUGGAGAUGAGUCAGCAGAUAAUUAAUAUCUGGUUGCAUUUUCCUUUCCAUCACAGAUUAUACUUUCCCAUUCUGACAAGAAUAUUUAAAGGAAAAUCAGAUAUGGUAUGGUGGUCUAUGGUAUUUCUUAACAAAAACACACCACAUGAACAAACCAUCCUGAUAAAGACCCCUUGGAAUUUUAUUUUUUUGGUAUUUUCAUAAAUCUGUGAUAAGAUAAUAUUGCGAUAAAAUAUUCAAGCUUGAACCCUAAUAUUUCAUGAGAACAUUACCCGUGAUGUGGAAUAUGUGUUUUGCAAAAUAGUACAUGAGAACAUCUUUUAUUAUUGUAAUUAUUGUGAUUUAUGUACCUAUUAAUUAUUAAUGCAAGAGUCACAGGUGGGAGCCAAAAAGACGGAGGAAAAUAUGGAAGAGUGCAGGUGAUUGAGUGAAGGAUGUGCCGAAAUAGUAAGGGAUAAAUGUUUUAUCGCUUUCUGUAUUUUAAAAGGAAGGUAGUAACCUUGAUGUGAUGGCAAAGGAUGCUUUGAAGGGGAGAUAUUCAGGUGGCUGUUGGAGAAGUGGAGAAGUAUACUGACUGUAUCGAGAAAGGACUGAGCCUGUACAAAAUGACUCAUCUUUAGUUUGUUUUAAAUAUUAUAAUGUUCUUGAUCAUCCUGUCACAAUAUUUCUUUGUACAAAAAAAGAAUACUGAUUCUGUUAUCAUCUUGUACAUGACCCAUCAGCUCUGACUGUAAGCACAUGUCAUCAUUUAGCUUGAGCACAGAACACUUUGUAAAAUAACCACAUCAGACGGAUCAACUCAAGUUGUACAGAAGAAAUCUGUGGGAAUCGAGAUCCAUGGGCGAGAUAAGCGAGCGAGUGAGUGAGUGAGUUCUGACUGUUGGCAUGGGAAAGCACAAGUGACUGUGUGGGCUUUUAAAUGAUGACGCUCAGAGCUCUUUUUCCCCUGGAGAAUAAUGGGCUGAAAUGUGGAGAGGCUGAACGCUGAGGACUGCACACAGAGCAACACGUCUUUCCCGGAGACACACACAAGCCAGCGGUGUCUCCCAGCCGUCCCUCUGUGCACACAGAAUGAAUAUUUUUUUCAAUUUGAGGGGAAGCGUUGUGAGGCAAAUAGCAGAGGAAAGAGCUGUUCCAGGUAUGUUUGAACAGGACGAAUUACAAAGAGAUUGUGAAUUCCUAGAAGUUACCAAGACUUUGCAUGCACUGUGUUUACUGUAUCACUGACAUUGGAUUAAAAUGAUCACCAAAAAUAAUAAAUAUUUAUUUGAUGUGGCUUAAAUGAA